CGGAUAGCUGAGAAUCAAUAAUACGAACGAGAACCGUCACAAUAUGAAAUUUGAGAUACCGAGUGAAAGACAAAACUGAAAAGAAAUGAGAAACAAAAAGCAUAACCGAAACUGCGACACACACUGAAAUGCGGCGAGUGCGUUGCAUGUAAUUGUAAGAAUCUAAGAAUGCUAAUAAUUGCACAGCGUCUGAUGUAACAUGGACGGCCUCGCCACUUUCGAACUUUCAUGUUGCGAGCUUAUUUCAUUUGGUGGGAACCAUAUCCCUCCUGUAACAAUACGGAUAUGUAAAUUAUUGCCGAUUACGACCGGUGGCUUUAUAACGUAUGAGUAAUUAAACGACUGCGAGGUGGACGGCUUCAAAUAUUGAGACGGGGAAUUGAUUAACGGUCAAGAGUUUCUGGAGAAGCGAAUGAAUAUUGACAUCGUUGACCGUCAGUUGUGAGUCGAUCGUCUUGGAGUGCGCCACGAUACCGAAAGGAUUCUUCCACCUCUCAACUGUCCCGACAACGUUUUGGUGCGUCCUCGUUAACUAGCAUCGUUGACUGUGAUUAUACAGAUUACUGAUAUGUGAAAUGAAAAAGAACUUCGCCGAUCAAUUCUUGGUCGGAUUCAGUCAACACGCAUAUCGCUCGUUAAGAUGUCGCAGGCUGCGUAUAUACAGGACAUGUUGGCAGAUCCUACCGUACCGGAUCAGGCAACCGGCCCUCGUGAAGUUGCAAAUUUUUACGCCAAUCGUAACGUCCUGCUCACCGGUGGUUCCGGAUUUUUGGGACGGCUAUUGACGGAAAGAAUAUUGCGGUCAUGCCCAAACAUCAACCAGUUGUUCUUGCUUUUACGAGCGAAAAAAGGAAAAACCCCCCACGAGAGAUUCAAAGAACUUUUCGACGAUGUGAUUUUCGAUCGGUUAAAAAGAGAGAGACCAAAUUUCGGCCGGAAGGUUUCGUUGAUAGAAGGAGACAUGAUGCAGGUUGGUUUGGGGCUGUCCGUGGAGCACAGGGAGCAGCUUCGAGCCACCCAUGUCGUAUUGCACGGUGCGGCCACUGUUCGGUUUGACGAAAAAUUGCGCACUGCGGUGAACAUCAACGUCAGGGGAACGAAAGAGCUGCUGUCGCUGGCAAAGGAAAUGACAAAUCUCAAGGCAUUCGUCCACGUAUCCACAGCCUAUGCGAAUUGUCCUCGUAGCGAUAUCGAUGAAAAAUUCUACCCGCCGCCUAUGAACAGCGAAAAAUUACUCGGUCUUUUGGACAUACUGGACGACGCAUCUCUCGAUCAUCUGACCCCAGUAUUGUUGGGCGAAUGGCCGAAUACGUACACGUUUACAAAAGCGGUUGCGGAGGACACGGUUCGUCAAUAUCGUCAGAAUCUACCUCUCUGCAUUUUGAGACCAUCGAUAGUUAUAGCCACCGCAAAAGAACCUGUCAGCGGAUGGAUAAACAACGUCUACGGUCCAACGGGGAUGGUCGUCGGUGCUGCUGUCGGAUUGUUGCGUACCCUACGGUGCGACCCAGAUAUGGUAGCGGAUCUAAUACCAGCUGACUACGUAGUAAAUGCCAUAAUAGUCGCGGCUUGGGACAUCGCCAAGACUCAAAGUUUGAACUUGAACAGUUUGGACGGUCCGGAUAUCGAGGAACCGCCGAUUUACAACGUCGUGUCGUCUUGUCAGCGACCGUGGACUUGGGGACAAUUUACGGAGUACACCGAACGCUAUGCGAUGGCCAUUCCUAGCCCGAUGUGCCUCUGGUAUUACUGUUUCCUUCUUCACAAGCGCGCCUGGAUGCACAAAAUCUGUGUGGUAUUCUUACAUCUUGUUCCAGCAGCGAUUGUGGACUCCAUAUUGUGGCUCAGCGGACGAAAACCGAUGCUCUGGGAAGCGUAUAGAAAGAUUCAUAAAUUCAGUGGCGUUAUUUCGUACUUUACGUUACAACAAUGGAGAUUUCAUAACAAUGCUACCCUAAAAUUAGCCGAAAGAAUGACUCCGGCUGAUCGCAACGAAUUUGAUUUAGACAUAGGAAGUCUUAACUGGGAAGACUACACGCAUCAUCACGUCCGAGGGCUCAGGGUUUAUCUCUUCAAGGAUCCAUUGGACACGGUGCCGCAAGGACGUGCGAAAUAUAGGAGACUGAAAAUAGCUCACUACACCGUUGUCUGGACUUUCGGGCUCCUGUGUCUUUGGUUGCUGUGGGCUCUUCUACGUACGAUCGGAUUGGUCUAACUUUUCGUUCGCGAUUGCACGCUGUCAGAAACUUGAGUUCGAUGUAGAAUAAAUUAUGCCUAAGCACUUUGUAAAUGAAGAGUCAUUGAUGCAUCCGGUCCCGACGAAUCCGAUGCUAUGUGAUCGUUAAAACUGCACACCUUCAGUUACGAGUUGGAUUCUCACGCGGUAUAUAAUUGCGCAUGCCGAGUCUUCCUGAUUAAAUGUUUGAAUAUAUGUACAUAUAUAUUUAUUGGAACCACGUAUAACCUUGACUCGUUGCAUCGCCGGGGUCCAACCGUCGCCGUAGCCAUGCUCAUCCGUAAAAGUAAGCAAAAUUAUGUGCGACAGUCUAACAUUCACUAUCUUCUCUAUUCUACAAAAUAAACGGUCGACUGCA
This is a messenger RNA of Athalia rosae (coleseed sawfly), 2594 nucleotides long. RefSeq names its product fatty acyl-CoA reductase wat-like. Gene Ontology annotation, biological process: long-chain fatty-acyl-CoA metabolic process. The record is from RefSeq and is a predicted model, not a curated record. Lineage: Eukaryota; Metazoa; Arthropoda; Insecta; Hymenoptera; Athaliidae. Gene Ontology annotation, molecular function: alcohol-forming very long-chain fatty acyl-CoA reductase (NADP+) activity. The transcript is spliced from 10 exons. Gene Ontology annotation, cellular component: peroxisome. The coding region runs from base 641 to 2215 and encodes 524 amino acids.